GAGAGAGAGAGAGAAACUGCAAAAUCUGCCAAGCCUUCCUGGUGCGAGGAUCCUUGCCUUCUCUCGACACCAGUCUGUCGUUAAGAAACGAGAUGAGCUCGUGCAGUAGCCGAGCCCUCACACUGCUGUCCUCAGUGUUCGGGGCCUGCGGCCUGCUGCUGGUGGGCGUGGCCGUCUCCACCGACUACUGGCUGCUGAUGGAGGAGGGCAUCGUGCUCCAGCAGAACCAGACCACCGAGGUCAAGAUGGCGCUGCACUCCGGCCUGUGGAGGGUGUGCUUCGUGGCCGGAUCAGAAAAGGGCAGAUGUGUGGCAUCAGAGUAUUUCACAGAGCCAGAGAUAGAGAUCACAACGGAAAACACUGCUAACAUAUUGAAGAUGGUCAGGACGGCCACCCCCUUCCCCAUGGUGUCCCUGCUCUUCGUCUUUACCGCCUUCGUCAUCAGCAACAUCGGACACAUCCGCCCUCAGCGCACAAUCCUGGCCUUCGUCUCCGGCAUCUUCUUCAUCCUGUCAGGGCUCAGCCUGGUGGUGGGGCUGGUGCUCUACAUCUCCAGCAUCAACGACGAGGUGAUGAACAGGCCGCGGGAGCCCGAGCAGUUCUUCCACUACCACUACGGCUGGUCCUUCGCCUUCGCCGCCAGCUCCUUCCUGCUCAAAGAGGGGGCGGGGGUGAUGUCUGUGUACCUCUUCAUGAAGCGCUACGCCGAGGAGGAGAUGUAUAGACCGCACCCGGCUCUCUACCGCCCCCGUCUGUCUGAGUGCAGCGACUACAGCGGGCAGUUCCUGCACCCCGAGUCCUGGCCCCCCCCACAGAGGGGACGAAGUGCCUCCGAGGUCUCCAGCGACAUCUCCAUCCAGCUGAACCAGACGCCCCCGCCCCCGCCCAAAACCAACCCCCCGCAGAAGCCCCCCUCCGCCGCUGGGGUACUAGGGGCGUCCUCUGCCCCCUCAGCUGGGCCCAGCUACAAACUGCCCCCUCCCGUCUCCUACCCCCACUCCCACACCCUCCACUCCACCCACACCCUGUCCCACGCUCCCCCCUCCCACUCGGGCAACGCCCCCCAGUCCCUGCCCCUCGCCAUGCCCCCCUCGGCCGUGCCCCCGCCCCACUACCACACCCACCUCCGCAUGAGCGCCUCACCCUGUUAGAGAGAGGGAGUGAAGGGAUGAGAGGCACGCGGGCAGACCGGUGCACAGCCACACACUGUACAUACACAUUCAAAGGACUGAGAGAGAACGAGACCGAGGGCAGAGGGAAGAGGUAGACUGGGGAUGCAUAAUUCAUACAGGGCAGAAGGUGAGGACAGAAACGUCAACUUCCUCUGAAAGAGGCAGAAAGCAUGGAGGGGAUGAAUAAUUUCUUACUAAACCCCCCCCCCACUAAAAAAAAAAAAAAAAAGGACAGGGGAAGGAGAAGGGAGAGAGGGGUCAACACACAGGGAUACACUGGAGAGGG
Messenger RNA from Megalops cyprinoides (Indo-Pacific tarpon), 1458 nucleotides. RefSeq names its product voltage-dependent calcium channel gamma-7 subunit-like. The transcript has 6 exons. The coding region runs from base 93 to 1151 and encodes 352 amino acids. Lineage: Eukaryota; Metazoa; Chordata; Actinopteri; Elopiformes; Megalopidae. Gene Ontology annotation, cellular component: postsynaptic density membrane; AMPA glutamate receptor complex. The record is from RefSeq and is a predicted model, not a curated record. Gene Ontology annotation, molecular function: channel regulator activity; voltage-gated calcium channel activity. Gene Ontology annotation, biological process: calcium ion transport; positive regulation of synaptic transmission, glutamatergic; neurotransmitter receptor transport, postsynaptic endosome to lysosome.